Molecule: messenger RNA, 4213 nt
Organism: Mya arenaria
Lineage: Eukaryota; Metazoa; Mollusca; Bivalvia; Myida; Myidae
Product: coenzyme Q-binding protein COQ10 homolog A, mitochondrial-like
Exons: 5
Coding region: 64-762 (232 amino acids)
Biological process (GO): ubiquinone biosynthetic process; cellular respiration
Cellular component (GO): mitochondrion
Molecular function (GO): ubiquinone binding
Source: RefSeq, a predicted model, not a curated record
CGGUGCCGAGAACCACAAAUUGCCGACCUUGACAUUGGCUGAUCUUGACAUAACGUCAAAAAGAUGGCCAGACCGGUGACCAAAUUCGUUAGACAAGUUUCCUUACUUUCAGAAACACAAAAUCUGAGAAAUCUAAAGCACGUGAAGAGAGUAACAUGUAUACGAUGUCAGCAUAUAGCAAAUCUAGCUGGUCAGAAGAAUGUGAAUAUACAACAGACCAGGACUUUCUUCACCCUUCCUGACCUGCCUUUUUCUGGUAAUGGAAACAAAAAGAAGGAAUACUCAGAAAGAAGACUACUUGGUUACUCAGACACACAAAUGUGGGAUAUUGUUGCGGAAGUUGAAAAGUACAACCAGUUUGUACCAUGGUGCACGCAGUCGAUUGUUACAAACCGCCGGCCUGAAGUUAUCGACUGUAAACUUCAAAUCGGAUUUCCUCCCGUGCAUGAGAGGUACUCUUCACGUGUGACGUUGGAUCGACCAAGUAUAGUAAAGUCUGUGUGUACGGACGGGCGGCUGUUCAGUCACCUGGUUACUAUAUGGAAGUUCAGUCCGGGAUUGCCUGAUCAACCUAACACAUGCACCCUCGACUUUUCUGUUUCGUUUGAGUUCAAGUCCAAGCUACAUUCACAGUUAUCGCAUAUGUUUUUUGACGAAGUGGUUCGUCAGAUGGUCAAUGCUUUCCUAAAGCGGGCCAAGGUUUUACAUGGGCCUGCAUCCAUCAAGGCCCAGAAACCCAAAAUCCUUGUGUACAACUCUUGAUGAUGGCUUUUGUUAUAAAAUUAAUUAUUGAUUUUUUUUCGUCAGGGAAAAUUCAAGGGGAAGGGCACUUAGUACUUGUUAUUGAAUGUUAUUGCUUUAGAAGGCCACAACAAUUUUUAUGCCCCCACAAAGUGGCGGCAUAUAGGGUUGCCCUUGUCCGUACGUACGUCUGUCCGUACGUACGUACGUACGUCCCGAAGAUUGUUUCCGAUCUAAUUCUUGAAAACCGUUUGUCCAAUCCUCACCAAACUUUAAACACAUGUUUGUGACCAUAAUAUCUUGAUCAAGUUCGAUAGUCAUGGAAAUCGCUUUAGUCAUUUAGGAGUUACGGCCCUUUUUUGCCAAAAAUACUUCAAAAAUAUAUGUUUCCAAUCUAAUUCUUGAAAAGUAUGUGUCCAAUCCUCACCAAACUUUACAUACAUGAUUGUGACCAUAAUAUCUUGAUCAAGUUUGAUAGCCAUGGAAAUCGCUUUUGUCAUUUAGGAGUUACGGCCCUUUAUUUGCAAAAAAAGACUUGAAAAAUACGUCCCGAAGAUUGUUUCAGAUCUAAUUCUUGAAAACUGUUUGUCCAAUCCUCACCAAACUUUAAACACAUGUUUGUGACCAUAAUAUCUUGAUCAAGUUCGAUAGUCAUGGAAAUCGCUUUAGUCAUUUAGGAGUUACGGCCCUUUUUUGCCAAAAAUACUUCAAAAAUCAUUAUGGCUUAUUUUCUGUGACAAAAAACCGAAGUGGGGGCAUCCGUGUCCUAUGGACACAUUUCUAGUUAUUUUUUUAUUUUUGUUUGAUGAAUUUUAGAUUAAUUUUGGCUGAAAAUUAUUGCAGUUGCUAGUGAAAAGAAACGACCAUUUUUCAUGAAGUUUAAAAAUAGAAGUUGUUUAUUUAUUGUAGUUAUUGAGAAUGGAAGUUAUCAGCAUUAUAUUAACACUUUAUUAUAUCUUUGAAGUAAAAUACUCCCAUGAUGUAUUACAUUGGCCAUUAUAUAUAAAUUGUGAAAUCCUCCAAAAAUCAUGAGUGACAUAAACACAUAUUUUUGCGUCAUUUGAAGCAACAAUGCAUUAAAAGAAAGUUUUUUCAGGUAUUACAUAUUGUCAAAACAUGACGAUUUAAACUGUAAAAUGCUAUUUAAGCUAUUUUGUAAGUCUAAUGAACAAAACACCAAUUUUCUGUAACUUAGACUGUAUGAUUAGAGAGAUGAAAGCAGGAAGGCUGUAAUUGCUUUUUAUAUUUCAUUUUAAUUGAUAAUAUAACUCAUAUAGCAAUCCUUAUUGUUAAAGACCCUUGAUAUGGUGAAAGGGGGUAAAAUUUGUUAUUUAUAAAUGUGUCAUAUUUUAUUGUAUACCCGGUAUGUCUUUAUUUUUCUCUCGUUUGUUUUUCAAAGAAAAAAAAAUACAGUUAUAGUCUAAGUAUCAUUGUCAUAUGCGUUGGUGUGCAAGAACUUUAAUCUUAAUCAUAGCUCAAAAAACAUUAAAAGUAUUCAAAUGAAACUUUGUACACUUGUUCCCAUUGACAAUGCACAAGCAUAUAGCAAGUUCUGUAACUCUGACUCUUUUAAUUGCCCCUGUAUAGGCUGAAAAAAAUCCUACAAAAACUUUUGAUGAAAAUAUUUCAAGUAGGCGUUGAACGUCUUCAAAAUAAGGGUUGAAAAGUCCAAACAGGCAGGGCUUGAAAAGCAUUAAGAAUAGUGGUUGAAAAGUCUAAGGGCUGAAAGGUGUUCGUAUUCAGAAGGGGUUGAAAAGUCAUGGUGUUUCCUCUGUUUUGGCCCCAAAACUUCAAAAUUGAAAUUGUUGCAUUUUAUCUGAUCUAUACAAAACAUGAUUAGUUUGUCUAUAGUGUGAUGGGCAUACUCCUAUUUUGUACUGGUGUCCUCUUUUUUACACAGUUGCAUUGGCAUCCAUAAUGUGUAGCAAUGUCCUCAGCUAUGGUUUGAACAAUUGUGGACUUAUGGCCCUUGUUUGACUGGAAAUAACAGAUGAGUGUUGCUUCUUCUUGCUGAGGUUUUAAUAAUACUGACUUUAACAGAAGUUUUAAUACACAACUUUAUUUUGUAGUUAAGUGUUUGUCUCAGAUAUGGGUACACUUGCCUACCGUUUGAUUCAUUUGUUUUAUAUUCAUGACAUAUUUUAUUCCAUUGCCAUUGCUUAGGGCAAUCUUAAAUAAUGGUUAUUUCAGUAGCGUGCCACAGACUUUUAAAAUAGGAUGGGAUUUUUUUUAAACUUAAGUUUUUAAUAUUUAAUAAAUGAAAAGCAUAUAACAGAAAUAUUUUUACUUGCUCUGAAUGUUUUUAAAUACCAGUGAGCCUUUCCAGCCAGUGCAAAUUACAAUUUUUUAGCUUAUCUGUUUUUGAAAGAACAAAAGCUCAGGUAAUGUCAUAGUCAUGGUGUAGAACUGUUGUAAAAUCUAAAAGCUUGGCCAUAACUCAAAAACAUUCAAAGGUUUUUAAAUGAAACUUUUUACAUAUGUUGCCAGAGAUGAUAAGGUUAUGAAAAUAAAAGCACAUAGCUCUUCCUUUAACAAUUGUUAUGCCUUUUUUUCAACUGCAAAAAAACAGACAAGCUUCGGGGUUUACGUCAUGGCUCUUUUUUAAAGGGACUAGACACCAGAUUGUUUCAAAAAUGGCAAAUACAUUAUUUCCACACGACAUGCCUACAAUUGUCAAUACAAGCUAGUAUGAGGCAGAUAAUACCUUAUUUAAAUGAUUAAAAGAAUAUUUUGUCGCUGUCUCAGCUGAGUAAACCCGUUUUAAAAUAGCGCAUAAUGGUUUCCCAGUUUAUAGUGUAUAUACAAAGUCAUGUAAUUACGCUGUGAAAGUCAUGAUAUUAGUACAUAAACAUAUAUAGACGCUACCGGUAUUUUAAAUUUACCGGUAUUUACGUGGUAGACAAACCAAGUCAAUUAGGAAUUGGAAAGAGAACAAGUAAAAACUCUGAAAGAUUCAUGUGUCAUAAGUGAUGUGAUACAUCAGUAAGUAAGGUUCAAUGUGCUGCACACAAUGAUAUCAAUUGUAUGUAAGUUUUUGACAUUUUUCUUUUUUCUUGCAAUUAUACCAUCUGGUGUCUAGUCCCUUUAACAUUUGCCAUGAUAACCCUGUCUUGUACAGCAAAAUAAACUGACUUUUUUGCUGGCUGUGCUGGUACUUGUUGUAAUUGUUUUAUAAUUGAAACGGUUUUAUUGUUUAACAAGUUAGAUAUUUGUAUUUCAUGUACAUUUAAAUCAGAAUUAAAACGUUUCGUAAGUGCACAUAUUUGUUUUAAUUUAAUUCAAGGAAAAAAAUUGAAUGAAAAGUGAGAAAUGAGUGAUGUUGAAGAAAUUGUUAAUAAGUUGUUACCAUAUUUGGUGUUAUAGAUGAAUUUCUGAAGAAAGAAUCAGAAAUCCAAAAUAAAGUAAUAAGUAAUUGCGCUGUUAUGUUUAAGUACAUUUUGAAUGUACAUGCUAAAAUAAAUUUUUAAUCCAA